CUUCUUCAAACCCCUACGAGGUACUCUAGUAUUGCAGCAAUGUCGGAACGCGAAAAUAAUAUCUAUAAGGCGAAGCUGGCUGAACAAGCCGAGCGGUACGACGAAAUGGUCGAAGCCAUGAAGAAGGUUGCUUCUAUGGACGUGGAGCUAACGGUUGAGGAAAGAAAUUUGCUGUCGGUGGCUUACAAAAACGUCAUCGGUGCACGCCGUGCUUCCUGGCGGAUAAUCUCUUCGAUAGAGCAAAAAGAAGAGAAUAAGGCAGUCGAGGAGAAGCUCGAAAUGAUCAAGAACUACCGCUCACAGGUUGAGAAGGAACUGCGCGAUAUCUGCUCAGAUAUCCUUGAGGUGCUCGAUAAGCAUUUGAUCCCGUGUGCAACGACCGGUGAAAGCAAGGUGUUUUACUACAAGAUGAAGGGCGAUUAUCAUCGCUAUUUGGCAGAGUUUGCGACCGGUGGCGAUCGCAAAGAUGCUGCCGAAAACUCGCUCGUUGCGUACAAGGCUGCCAGUGAUAUCGCGAUGACUGACCUUCCACCAACGCACCCAAUCCGGUUGGGAUUGGCUUUGAACUUCUCAGUAUUUUACUACGAAAUCCUGAACUCUCCGGAUCGUGCCUGCCGUCUAGCGAAAGCUGCAUUCGACGAUGCUAUUGCCGAACUGGAUACUCUGAGCGAAGAAAGCUACAAAGAUUCAACGCUAAUCAUGCAGUUGCUUCGAGACAACCUCACCUUAUGGACAUCCGACAUGCAGGCUGACGGUAAGACAGGAGAAGGUGAACAGAAGGAACAAAUCCAGGAUGUCGAAGACCAAGACGUGUCGUAAUUUGCGCGCGUCUCGUUUUAUGUGUGAGUUUAUUUUAUUAAUUAAAAAAAGCAAGAUAAGAGAUAAGCAUUAAGAAAUAAGAAAAUAAACAUAAGAAAUAUACACAAAACACAGACAUAGAG
Messenger RNA from Anopheles marshallii, 941 nucleotides. RefSeq names its product 14-3-3 protein epsilon (gene 14-3-3epsilon). NCBI's taxonomy places the organism in Eukaryota, Metazoa, Arthropoda, Insecta, Diptera, Culicidae. Gene Ontology annotation, cellular component: cytoplasm. The transcript has 5 exons. The coding region runs from base 40 to 819 and encodes 259 amino acids. Gene Ontology annotation, biological process: signal transduction. The record is from RefSeq and is a predicted model, not a curated record.